Hippopotamus amphibius kiboko is the source of this 3601-nucleotide messenger RNA. RefSeq names its product BTG anti-proliferation factor 3 (gene BTG3). The transcript has 4 exons. Lineage: Eukaryota; Metazoa; Chordata; Mammalia; Artiodactyla; Hippopotamidae. The coding region runs from base 415 to 1173 and encodes 252 amino acids. The record is from RefSeq and is a predicted model, not a curated record. Gene Ontology annotation, biological process: negative regulation of cell population proliferation; negative regulation of mitotic cell cycle. Gene Ontology annotation, cellular component: nucleus; cytoplasm.
CUGGGUUUUAAAAUGGACUUUUUUAUGUUUUAAAGUACAGCUUAUUCCAUAGAAUUUUAAACUUGAAUUAUUGUAGCUAAAUAUUGACACAAUUAGUAAAAACUACAUAGUAGUAUCUUUGUAGUGCUUCUCUUUGAGUGAUAUCUCUGAUUUUAUUUUAGCUAACAGGAGCAAUUUGGUGUAUUCUCUUUACUGAACUCCUUUACAAAGCUAGGUGAUAAGAUUCUUAAAGUAUUUUAUAAUAAGGCCUUUAUGGCAUAAAUUAGUGACUGUUCCCUACUCCAGAUAUGAGCCAGUGAAACACAAGAUAAAAUUGGAAGGCGGCUGUAAAGAAGGAAUUUUUUUCAGAGCUUUAUCUUCAAGUUUUGAUGUUUUGGUUUUUUGAGAAAAACUAUUUUAUCUUUGCAGGGAAAGAUGAAGAACGAAAUUGCUGCCGUAGUCUUCUUUUUCACAAGGCUAGUUCGCAAACAUGAUAAGUUGAAAAAAGAAGCAGUCGAGAGGUUUGCUGAGAAAUUGACUUUAAUACUUCAAGAAAAAUAUAAAAAUCACUGGUAUCCCGAAAAGCCAUCAAAAGGACAAGCCUACAGAUGCAUUCGUGUCAAUAAGUUUCAGAGAGUUGAUCCUGAUGUCCUGAAAGCCUGUGAGAACAGCUGCAUCUUAUACAGUGACCUGGGCCUGCCAAAGGAACUCACUCUAUGGGUGGACCCAUGUGAGGUGUGCUGUCGGUAUGGAGAGAAAAACAAUGCAUUCAUUGUAGCCAGCUUUGAAAAUGAGGAUGAAAACAAGGAUGAGAUUUCCAAGAAAGUUACCAGGGCCCUUGAUAAGGUUACCUCUGAUUAUCAUUCAGGAUCCUCUUCUUCAGAUGAAGAAGCAAGUAAGGAAGUAGAAGUGAAACCCAAUUCAGUGGCUGCGACCCCCAGCCCCAUGUACCAGAUUUCAGAACUGAUGUUCCCGCCUCUUCCAAUGUGGCAUCCUUUGCCCAGAAAAAAGCCAGGAAUGUACCGAGGGAAUGGUCAUCAAAGUCACUACCCUCCUCCUGUUCCAUUUGGUUAUCCAAAUCAGGGAAGGAAGAAUAAACCAUAUCGCCCAAUUCCAGUAACAUGGGUACCUCCUCCUGGAAUGCAUUGUGACCGGAAUCACUGGAUUAAUCCUCACAUGUUAGCACCUCACUAGCUGCUUUUGAUUCUGUUGGUGUCAUGUUGAGAGAAGGUAGAAUAAGCCUGACUACAUAUUAAAAGUUCAUACUCAAAAGUAGUAAAGUUAGAUGGGCUAAACUAUCAAACUUAUUUUUAUAGAGAAGUUAUUGAGAAUAAUCUUUCUUAAAAAUAUAUAUAUGCACUUUAGAUAUAUUGAUAUAGUUUGAGAAACUUUAUUAAAGUUAGUCAAGUGCCUGAGUUUUUAAUAUUGGACUUGAGUAUUUAUAUAUUGUGCAUCAACUCUGUUGGAUAUGAGAACACUGUAGGAGUGGACGAUCUGUUCUGGCACCUUUGAGCAUUUACUUUAUGGAGAGUAUGUAAGUUAUUUAUACACAAGGAAAUCUAUUUUAUGUCAUUGUUUAGAAGAACUGCGUGAAAUCAUGUAGUUGCAAAUAAAAAGUAGUUUGAGGCAUGACAGUGUGUGCUUCUGUUCUGUGCAUAAAAAAGAAAGCAAAGGGGAUAGCUCACUUUGAUGUGUUUAGAUAUUUAGCAAAGAAAAAACUAACAAUUUUAAUUUUUCUUUAAAAAAUUAACUUUUAUUUACUUUACCUUUCCCAAAGGCUAUAAAUAUCAAAAGAUUCAUAUAAGAACUCUAAAAUUUGUUAGUAGCAGAUAAUUGAAAAUGUGAAUAUAAUGAAACAUCUUUCAACCAGUAGAGUCACUAUAGGUAGAAUUUUCCCAACCAAGGAUUUGGCCUGUACAAAUUUUGAUAUGACAUCAGACUUAUGUGCCCUAGUGCCAUGGCAUAAAGCAGAAAUGUUCUUAUAGCUGCGUUGAUCUCUGUGCCUUGUGCUUUUUUUCAACAUGUUAAAGUCUUUAUUAGAGGUCUAAAAUAAAGCCAAAUAGUACAGUACUUCAGAUUCUUCAGUAGUCCUUCAUAUUUAUACCACUGUAAUGCCAUCAGUCUUGUAAGCGUGCUUGAACUACAAAAAGAGAAAAAAAGCUAUAAGAUAUUGGGGUUUUUCCCAAAGGUAAAUUUUUAAAAACUAAGAUCAUUAUGUUUUCUCAUUGCCCACAUCUUUAAAUUUCUAGUCUUAAAUUAUUUGACUUACCAGAAAAAUCACAACUUGCUAAUAAAUCAUUGGAUGUCCUUGGCUGUUCCAGAUAUUUUUGUUGUUGUGUUUGCUGAUAAAUUCUGUUGAAGUAUAGGCUACCAGAAAAGCACACAAAUCAGAGAGCUCUCAAAGUUUUGACAGUAUGUGGAAUUCAAAAUAUCUGCAGCCUCAACAGAAAACAUUUUUAAACCUUAGUUAUUUUAAUGUUAUUGUACUCUCUGAUAAGCCAUAUGCAACUUUUUAUAUAUUUCUAAACCAUAGUAUCUACUUUUUUUCCUGAAAUUUAUAGUGAAUUAUUUAAACUUGAGCAUAUUUCUCUAGGGAUAACUGGCAUCACAAAGGAGAUUAGUUUUAAAUUUGAAAAAACAUUUUUUAAUUGUUACUGUUCCCUUAUAGAUCCUAGAGAGUUUUGGGUGAUAACGCAGAUUUGUGGGCAAUUAUAAAGGUGGCAGGUUUCAGUAUUUUUAUCAUGGAAUUAGCAGAUAGCAUUUCUUCUGUUACUUUGCUCAUGUCAUAGUUAUAUGCCCACUGGGAAAAUCAGAAGCAUAACAGCUAUACUGUUGAGGGAAAUAUUUUUGGUACGUACCUAGUAGCUAUACUUUUUUUUGCACAUUAGAUUCCUAUAAAAUCUCCUAAAUCUCUUAUUCAUUAGUGUUGACAACUAAAUGGCAGAGUGUCUUUUCCUUGGUUUUUGAAAACCAAGGAAAAUUCUAAUUUUGAAUUAGACUGCAUAUUAGACAUACUACCUGUAGAAGAUUCUGCCCUUUAUUGACUACCUCACACUUUUUUUUGCUUACGUAAAGCAAAAGAAAGCUCUUAUCAAUAUAGCUUUUCUAAUCCAUUCCUAAUGAAAUAAAACCAUCUUUCUUUCAGAAGCAAUGUGUUAAACUCAAGUCUAGUAAGUAUGCAGUUCAAAAUGUGUCAAACUUUUUAACUAGUAAUUAGGACUCUAGGAGUUGUAACAUCUCUAAGUCUGUCUCCCUCAGUCAGACUCCAGGACUGCUCUAAUGAAGACAAAAUGUCACUGCAUAAUUUCAGCCUGAAAGCAUUAUGGAGCUGUUUCAAGGAGUGCUUUGUGACUGAAUGUUGAUAAUUUGUUUAAAUUCUCCAUUUUAUUUUAUAUUUGUAGCCAUAGCUGCAAAGCUCUAAAUUUAGAGGUUAAACUUGUACAUGGAAAUAUUAAAAAAUAUGUAAAUUCUUUUGGUAAAUUCUCUUAUAUCAAUACCAAAGUGCUUAUUUCUUGGUUUUUAGUAUAAUAUUUAUCUCAAAGUAUAUAACUUUUUAGCAGAUUUUUAUGAUUUCAAACAGAUAAUAAAGCAUUUACAUUGGUUUAUACUCAGCUAUCACAAA